AUGGCUUCCCAGUCUUUCUCAGGCGUGGUACACGCAUCAGGAGAUGGCAACCUAACUCACCUUCCCCUCGAAGAAGUCAAAGUGAACACAUUAAUUGUAGACGUAUCUACACGAGUCGAUGUUACUCAAGUUUUCUACAACCCGUCGAUACAGUGGACACCUCGUGCGAAAUACGUCUUUCCCGUUCCUGCACGGGCCGCCGUCUGCGCCUUCGAUAUGGGCACGUCCACGGGCAGAGUCAUUGUCGGCGUGGCCAAGGAAAAGGAACAAGCCAAAGCAGAACACGAAACUGCGAUACAGGAAGGAAGGACUACUGCACUCGUCGAAUGGAUCACUAGCGACAUAUUCAGCAUAUCUCUCGGCUCUAUUGGGCCCCGAGAAAGGGUCACAACCCGUCUCACGUAUGUCAUGGACCUCAUGGAUAACGAUGCAGCCACAGAGGUCCGCUUCCAAGUCCCAAUGUGCAUCGGACAACGUUACGGCGAGCCUCCCAGAGGCAUGGUCGGAGCGUCGUUCGCUUCGGCACAAAUAAGGGUGCGCUUCGACGUUCACAUACAGAUGAGGGGCGAAAUACGGUCAGUCGACAGUCCGUCCCAUCCAGAAAUACAUGCGGCGGCCCACCAGACGCACCUCGGUCGCCCCUCACGCCACAGAUUCCUCGUUCGGUUCCGCUCUCCAGAUUUCUUGAAGACCGAUUUCGUCCUCGUCAUCAAAGCUACGGAUCUCGACAGGCCUCGCUGCUUCGCAGAGCGUGACCCUACGGGCUCCGGAUCGGUCGCCAUGCAACUCACCCUGGUACCCAAGUUCGACCUGCCCCCAGUGACGAGGCAGGAGUUUAUCUUCGUAGUAGACCGCAGUGGGAGCAUGUCUGGCUCCAGAGUCGAGACCGCGAAGCGCACACUGAGUACGCUGCUGAGGACGCUCCCCAGCGCAGGGACAUCUUUCAAUAUUUUCAGCUUUGGAAGCUACUGCAACAGCCUUUGGCAGACCAGCGAGGUGUACACGAACGAUGCUCUCGAUGUCGCGACGAGACAUGCUGCGUCGAUGGACGCGAAUUACGGCGGCACUGAGAUAGGUGCAGCCCUCUUGCGGGCCUGUAAUGGUCGCGAUCCGUCUAGGCCGACCGUUAUGUUCGUACUCACGGACGGAAAGGCCUAUGACCAGAUGGUAUACACCGUGGUCGCGAACGCAGUGGCGAGGUCGACGGCCGCUGCCCCGCUGCGCGUCUUCACACUUGGCAUCGGAGCAACAGCGUCCUCAGCCAUGUGCGAAGGCAUCGCUCGAGCGGGGAACGGCAAAUGCCUGAUGGCGCUAGCGUCGGAGGACAUAGUGGGCAAGUGUGCAACGCUCAUGCGUGCGGGCCGCAGCUUCCUCCUCAAGAAUGUCUCGGUCGAUUGGGGCAUCCCGCCCGACGCAGCCCGACGGUUCGAAGAUCCUAAGAUCGAAACGUCUUUCCAUCAGGCACCGACCGGCAUUAGGGACCUCUACCCCGGAGUCCGCCUCGUCGUAUUCGCUUUGAUCAAGAACGCAAAGUUCGCCAUCCCGAAGACCAUCACGCUGCAUGCCCAGCGAGACGGAGUGGGCGAAGUGCUCGAGCUCCCUGUUCCCGUAGAGAUCGUGCGCUUUGUGGACGAGAACGGGCACAGGCUGAUACACACGCUGGCGGCGCGACGGCUCAUCACUCAGCUCGAGGACGACGCUCUGGUCAGCCCGACCAUGUCGGAGGACGAGCGCAAGGCCGCGAUCGUCAGCCUCGGAGAGACGUAUCAGCUCGCGAGUCGCUACACGUCGUUCGUCGCGGUCGAUGACGACGGCGAGAAGCCGCCCCCAAUUCCACGCCCCGCAUGGGCCAAGGCAGCUUUCGCGCGCCGGGAGGCAGAGAAAGCUCGUCGCGCGCAGAGGUGCCUCGAGAGGAGGGGCUUCCUGGACACGCUCAGCGAAUACGUCGGCACCGCGCUGACAUUCGGCGGCCUCGUCGUCUCGGAGUUCUUCCGGACCUGGUUUGGCCGGCCGGCGCCUCCUCCCCCUCCUCAGAACCCGUCUGCGGCCCAGAGCGAGCUGGCGCAGGAAGAGGAGCAGACGGCGCAGGACGGCAAACCCAGGCCCCAGGAGACGGACUAUGAUUCAGACGACACGUACUCAACGAUGAGCUCGCUCAUUAGCUCCUCCAGCUGGACAGAAACUGACGACAGCAGGCCGCCGACCCCGGACCCGCAGGCUAGAAGCCCGUCGCCCGACUUGGACCUCGACCCCGCACGGCAGAUCCCUGGGGCGUACGCUAGCGAUGAAGGUCCGACAGGUGGACCCAUCGACGACUCGGUGCAGGAGCUGCUGCAGCUGCAAACCGCAGACGGGUCGUUCGAAACCACUGAGUCCCUCAAGCGAGUCAUUGGUGAGGACGUGGUCGAGAACAGCCGGCCACCACAAGUGGACGAGCGCUUGUGGACAACGGCGCUGGCGGUUGCGUACUGCAGGAAGCGGUUGGUUGGACACCAGGAUUUGCUGGGUUGCAUCGUUGAGAAGGCAUUGGAGUACGCGUUAAGGGCAGGUUGUGGUGAUAUGGACUUCGAGGCUCUCGUAGCAUCCGCUGCAAGACUAGUAUCGUAG
Molecule: messenger RNA, 2607 nt
Organism: Phanerochaete carnosa HHB-10118-sp
Lineage: Eukaryota; Fungi; Basidiomycota; Agaricomycetes; Polyporales; Phanerochaetaceae
Exons: 6
Coding region: 1-2607 (868 amino acids)
Source: RefSeq, a predicted model, not a curated record